Mus pahari (shrew mouse) is the source of this 11261-nucleotide messenger RNA. RefSeq names its product AHNAK nucleoprotein (gene Ahnak). Bases 270 to 10400 code for a protein of 3376 amino acids. The transcript has 7 exons. NCBI's taxonomy places the organism in Eukaryota, Metazoa, Chordata, Mammalia, Rodentia, Muridae. Gene Ontology annotation, cellular component: nucleus; costamere; cytoplasm. Gene Ontology annotation, biological process: regulation of RNA splicing. Gene Ontology annotation, molecular function: protein binding. The record is from RefSeq and is a predicted model, not a curated record.
CCUCCGCGCGCGGGGGCCCGGCCACUUGGAGCAGCUCUGCCGCGGGGACUGCACUGUCCGCCCUGCCAGACCCGCCCCGACUGGGGCUCGCCGUCGCCAGCAGUCAGUACUGCGACCUCGGGCCCUUCGCCGGCUAUGGCUGCGUCCUGGGGCUGAGCCCGCAGGUUGUGUGACCAAGAUUUGCAAAGAGAGAGAGACUGAUACAGAAAGAGAAGAAGGAGGGGCGGGCUCCUGGCAAGGCGUUUGCUCCUGAGCAGAGUCCUGCAAAGAUGGAGAAGGAAGAAGAGACAACCCGGGAGCUGCUGCUGCCCAACUGGCAGGGCAGUGGUUCCCACGGGCUGACCAUUGCCCAGAGGGACGAUGGAGUCUUUGUACAGGAGGUGAUGCAGAACUCCCCUGCGGCCCGCACUGGGGUGGUCAAGGAGGGGGACCAGAUUGUGGGUGCCACCAUCUACUUUGACAACCUGCAGUCUGGUGAGGUGACCCAGUUGCUGAAUACCAUGGGGCAUCACACUGUUGGCUUGAAGUUGCACCGUAAAGGGGACCGUUCCCCUGAGCCUGGACAGACCUGGACCCACGAUGUCUUCAGUUCCCGUAGCUCUGAGGUGGUUCUGAGCGGGGAUGAUGAGGACUACCAGCGCAUCUACACCACGAAGAUCAAGCCACGCCUGAGGUCAGAGGACGGAGUAGAAGGGGACCUUGGGGAGACCCAGAGUCGUACCAUCACAGUGACUAGAAGGGUUACAGCCUACACUGUGGAUGUGACCGGUCGGGAAGGCGUGAAGGACAUUGACAUCAGCAGCCCUGAGUUCAUGAUCAAGAUACCAAGGCAUGAAGUGACUGAAAUUUCCAACACAGAUGUGGAAACCCAGCCCGGGAAAACGGUGAUCCGACUGCCCUCGGGAUCUGGGCCAGCCUCUCCAACCACAGGCUCUGCUGUGGAUAUCCGGGCAGGUGCCAUUUCUGCUUCAGGACCAGAGCUUGAAGGUGCUGGCCACUCAAAAUUCCAGGUCACCGUGCCUGGGGCAAAGGUGGGAAGCCUAGAUGUCAAUGUCAAAGCAAAAGGCUUGGAUUUGGGUGGCAAAGGAGGGAUCCAAGUCCCAGGAGUGGAUGUUUCGUCUUCUCUUGGGACUGGCUCAGUAGAGGUACAGGGCCCAUCCCUCCAGAGUGGUGAUAUUGGGAAAAUUAAAAUUCCUACCAUGAAGGUGCCAAAAUUUGGUGUCUCAGCAGGCCUGGAGGGCCAGAUUCCAGAGGUAGGGCUGAAUGUUUCUGCACCUGAAUUCUCUGUGGGACACAAGGGUGACAAGCCAGGCUUGGCUACUGGGGGAAACAUCCAGGUUCCUCACCUGGAACUAAAUCCCUCCUCUGUCAAUAUUGAGGGGCUUGAGGGGAAGCUGAAGGGUCCCCAAAUCACUGGGCCAUCACUUGAGGGUGACUUAGGCCUGAAAGGUACCAAGCUGCAAGGGAACAUAGGAAUGGAUGCCUGUGCUUCCAAAAUCGAGGGCAGCAUCACUGGUCCUAGUGUGGAAAUUGGAACCCCUGAUGUUGAUGUUCAUGGGCUAGGGGGCAAACUGAAUAUGCCCAAGAUGAAAGUCCCUAAGUUCUCUGCAUCAGGUUCAAAGGGAGAGGGAGUUGGCCUUGAUGUGACACUGCCCACAGGUGAAGUGACCCUUCCUGGGGUCUCUGGGGAUAUCAAUCUGCCUGAGAUUGCUACUGGUGGGCUUGAAGGGAAAAUGAAGGGUGCUAAAGUCAAGACUCCUGAAAUGAUUGUCCAGAAACCUAAAAUCUCCAUGCAGGAUGUGGAUCUGAGCCUGGGGUCCUGUAAACUGAAAGGAAAUAUGAAGGCAUCUGCUCCUGAGGUGAAAGGUGAUGUUAAAGGCCCUCAGGUGGCAGUUAAAGGCUCCAGAGUGGACAUAGAGACACCAAACUUAGAGGGGACUUUGACAGGUCCCAAGCUCAGCAGCCCUUCUGGAAAAAUAGGGGCCUGUAGGAUUUCUAUGGCAGAUGUAGACUUAAAUGUAGCUGCACCGAAAGGGAAAGGGGGUGUAGAUGUCAUUCUCCCCAAAAUAGAAGGAAAAGCCAAAGGUCCUGAAGUUGAUGUCAAAGGCCCCAAAAUGGACAUCAGUGCUCCAGAUGUGGAAGUCCAUGGUCCAGAAUGGAACUUGAAGAUGCCCAAGUUCAGUGUCCCAGGAGUCAAAGGAGAAGGCCCAGAUGUAAAUGUUACUCUGCCCAAAGGAGAUAUUAGUAUUUCAGGGCCUAAGGUCAAUGUAGAAGCUCCAAAUGUCAACAUGGAGGGUCUUGGUGGCAAACUUAAAGGCCCUGGUGUUAAUCUUCCUGAAGUCAGUGUCAAGGCUCCAAAGAUUUCUAUGCCUGAUGUGGAUCUCCAUAUCAAAGGGCCAAAGGUGAAGGGAGAGUAUGAUGUAACAACACCAAAGCUUGAGGGAGAACUGAAAGGCUCCAAAGUGGACAUUGAUACCCCACAAGUGGAUGUUCAUGGCCCAGACCUGAAGAUUCCCAAAAUGAAAAUGCCCAAAUUCAGUGUGCCAGGGUUCAAAGCAGAGGGCCCAGAAGUUGAUGUGAACCUGCCCAAGGCUGACCUUGACAUUUCUGGGACUAAAGUGGAGGUCAGUGCUCCAGAUGUAAGCAUUGAAGGACCAGAAGGGAAGUUGAAAGGACAUAAGUUUAAAAUGCCUGAAAUGAAUAUCAGAGCUCCAAAGAUCUCCAUGCCAGAUGUGGACUUACACUUAAAAGGCCCCAAUGUAAAGGGAGAAUAUGAUGUCACAGUGCCAAGGGCAGAAGGUGAGAUUAAAGUUCCUGAUGUUGAACUUAAAAGUGCUAAACUGGACAUUGAUGUUCCAAAUGUGGAUGUUCAAGGUCCUGAAUGGCAUAUGAAGAUGCCCAAGAUAAAAAUGCCCAAGUUUGGCAUGCCAGGCUUCAAGGCAGAGAGCCCAGAAAUGGAUGUGAAUCUCCCGAAGGCUGACAUUGAUGUCUCAGGACCCAAGGUGGAUGUCAAAGUUGUAGAUGUGAACAUUGAAGGAACUGAAGGAAAGCUGAAGGGUCCUAAGCUGAAGAUGCCUGAGAUGAACAUCAAGGCCCCAAAGAUAUCCAUGCCUGAUGUGGAUUUGCAUAUGAAAGGUCCCAAGGUAAAAGGAGAAUAUGAAGUCACAAUGCCAAAGUUGGAAGGAGACUUGAAAGGCCCCAACGUAGAUGUCAGUGCUUCAGAUGUUGAUGUUCAUGGUCCCGACUGGAACUUGAAAAUGCCAAAGAUUAAAAUGCCCAAAUUCAGCAUGCCUAGUCUCAAAGGAGAAGGCCCAGAGUUGGAUGUGAAGAUGCCCAAGGCUGAUGUGGACAUUUCUGUACCAAAGCUAGAUAUUAGUGCUCCAGAUCUGAACCUUGAGGGACCAGAAGGGAAGUUGAAAGGCCCCAAAUUUAAGAUGCCUGAGAUGCACUUCAAGGCUCCAAAGAUGUCUCUACCAGAUGUGGACCUGGAUCUCAAAGGACCCAAAAUGAAAGGAAAUCUAGACAUAUCUGCACCAAAAAUAGAGGGAGAGAUGAAAGCUCCAGAUGUGGACAUUAAAGGCCCAAGUGUAGAUAUUAAAGCACCAGAAGUGGAUGGGCAAGGUCCAGAAUGGAGCCUGAAGAUGCCAAAGAUGAAAAUGCCCAAGUUCAGUAUGCCUACUCUCAAAGGUGAGGGUCCAGAUGUGGAUGUGAGCCUGCCUAAGGCUUCUAUCGAUGUCUCAGGACCUAAACUUGACAUUGAAACCUCAGAUGUGAGCCUUGAGGGCCCAGAAGGAAAGCUGAAGGGCCCCAAGUUUAAGAUGCCUGACAUGCACUUCAAGGCCCCUAAGAUCUCCAUGCCUGAUGUGGACUUAAACAUGAAAGGCCCCAAAGUCAAGGGGGACAUGGAUGUGACAGUNCCUAAGAUAGAAGGUGAAAUGAAAGUGCCAGAUGUGGACAUCAAAGGCCCUAAAGUGGACAUCAGUGCCCCAGAUGUGGAUGUGCGUGGCCCAGACUGGCACCUGAAGAUGCCCAAGAUGAAAAUGCCCAAGUUCAGCAUGCCUGGCUUCAAAGGAGAGGGCCCAGAAGUGGAUAUGAGCCUGCCCAAGGCUGACAUUGAUGUCUCAGGACCCAAGGUGGACAUUGAUGUACCAGAUGUGAAUAUUGAAGGGCCAGAUGCAAAACUGAAGGGUCCUAAGUUCAAAAUGCCUGAGAUGAACAUCAAGGCUCCCAAGAUCUCGAUGCCAGAUUUACAUCUUAAGGGUCCCAAAGUGAAGAGUGAUGUAGAUGUUUCCCUGCCCAAAGUUGAAGGUGACCUCAAAGGUCCAGAGGUUGACAUCAAAGGUCCCAAAGUGGAUAUCAGUGCUCCAGAUGUGGAUGUACAGGGCCCAGACUGGCACCUGAAGAUGCCCAAGAUGAAAAUGCCCAAGUUCAGCAUGCCUGGCUUCAAAGGAGAGGGCCCAGAAGUGGAUGUGAACCUGCCCAAGGCUGACAUUGAUGUCUCAGGGCCCAAAGUUGAUAUUGAGGCCCCAGAUGUGAGCAUCGAGGGACCAGAAGGGAAGCUGAAGGGUCCCAAGUUUAAGAUGCCUGACAUGCACUUCAAGGCCCCCAAGAUCUCCAUGCCUGAUGUGGACUUGAAUAUUAAGGGGCCCAAAGGAAACGCAGAUGUGGAUGCAUCAUUGCCUGUGGUAGAAGGUGGAGUAAAAGUGCCAGAUGUGGACAUUAAAGGGCCCAAAGUUGGCAUCGAUGCUCCAGAUGUUGAGGUUCAUGGCCCAGACUGGCACCUUAAGAUGCCCAAGGUAAAAAUGCCCAAGUUCAGCAUGCCUGGCUUCAAAGGAGAGGGUCCAGAAGUGGACGUCCCCAAGGCCAACAUUGAUGUUUCAGGACCCAAGGUAGAUAUAGAUGUUCCAGAUGUAAAUAUUGAAGGUCCAGAUACAAAACUAAAAGGUCCAAAAUUUAAGAUGCCAGAAAUGAACAUAAAGCCUCAGAAGAUAUCCAUGCCAGAUGUUAGCUUGAAUUUGAAAGGCCCUAAGGUAAAAGCAGAAUGUGAAGUCUCAGUUCCAAAAGUGGGAGGAGAAAUAAAAGCUCCUGCUGUUGACAUCAAAGGCCCCAAAGUAGAGGCACCAGAUGUGGAAGUUCAUGGCCCAGACUGGCAUUUGAAGAUGCCCAAGGUGAAAAUGCCCAAGUUCAGCAUGCCUGGCUUCAAAGGAGAGGGUCCAGAAGUAGAUGUGAAUCUUCAAAAGGCCAAUAUUGAUGUCUCAGGACCCAAAAUGGACAUUGAUGUUCCAGAUGUGAAUAUUGAAGGGCCAGAAGGGAAACUAAAGGGUCCUAAGUUCAAGAUGCCAAGCGUGAAUAUACAGACACACAAAAUCUCUAUGCCUGAUGUUGGGCUUAAUUUGAAAGGACCUAAACUGAAAAGUGGUGUAGAUGUUUCUCUUCCAAAAGUAGAGGGAGAAUUGAAGGGUCCCGAAGUUGAUGUGGACGUUGGUGAUAUUGAUGUUGAAUGUCCAGAAGGGAAGCUGAAGGGUCCCAAGUUUAAGAUGCCUGACAUGCACUUCAAGGCUCCCAAGAUCUCCAUGCCUGAUGUAGAUUUACACCUGAAAGGCCCCAAAGUCAAGGGGGACAUGGAUGUGACAGUGCCCAAGAUAGAAGGUGAAAUGAAAGUUCCAGAUGUGGACAUCAAAGGCCCUAAAGUGGACAUCAAUGCUCCAGAUGUGGAUGUACGUGGCCCAGACUGGCACCUGAAGAUGCCCAAGGUGAAAAUGCCCAAGUUCAGCAUGCCUGGCUUCAAAGGAGAGGGCCCGGAAGUGGAUGUGAACUUGCCCAAGGCUGACAUUGAUGUCUCAGGACCCAAGGUGGACAUUGAUGUACCAGAUGUGAAUAUUGAAGGUCCAGAUGCAAAGCUGAAGGGUCCUAAGUUCAAGAUGCCAGAGGUGAACAUCAAGGCUCCUAAGAUCUCCAUGCCAGAUUUGAAUCUUAAUCUUAAAGGCCCCAAUGUGAAAGGAGAUGUGGAUGUUUCCAUUCCAAAUAUAGAGGGUGAUUUGAAAGGCCCUUCUCUUGACAUAAAGGCCCCCAAAUUAGAUGUAAAUCCUCCAGAUAUUGAUAUUCAUGGUCCUGAAGGCAAAUUAAAGGGUCCCAAACUGAAAAUGCCUGACAUGCAUGUAAGCAUGCCCAAGAUCUCCAUGCCAGAAAUUGACUUGAAUUUAAAGGGCUCAAAGGUCAAGGGAGAUGUUGAUAUCUCUGGACCGAAACUGGAGGGUGACAUUAAAACUCCCAAAAUGGAUUUGAAGGGCCCAGAAGUGGACAUUUCUGCUCCUAAAGUCAAUAUUGAUGGGAAAGCAAAGAAAUCUCGUUUUAAGCUUCCUAAAUUUAAUUUUUCUGGGUCCAAAGUUCAAACACCUGAAGUGGAUGUCAAACUUAAAAAGCCAGAUGUUGAUAUAACAGCUCCAAAAGUUGAUAUUAAUGCUCCAGAAGUUGAAGUCCAAGGUAAAGUGAAAGGAUCCAAGUUUAAAAUGCCUUUCCUGAGCAUUUCAUCUCCCAAAGUCUCCAUGCCCGAUGUGGAGCUAAACUUGAAAGGUCCUAAAGUUAAAGGAGACUUAGAUGCAACAGGCCCAAAUUUAGAAGGAGACUUCAAAGGUCCCAAAGUGGACAUUAAAGCACCAGAUGUUCAACUUAAUGCACCAGAUGUGGAUGUUCAUGGUCCAGAAUGGAAUCUGAAAAUGCCUAAAAUGAAAAUGCCCAAGUUCAGUGUGUCUGGCAUAAAAGCAGAAGGGCCUGAUGUGGCUGUGGAUUUACCAAAAGGAGACAUCAAUAUAGAAGGUCCCAGUAUGAAUAUUGAGGGCCCAGAACUCAAUGUGGAAUGUCCAGAGGGAAGCUUAAAAGGCCCCAAAUUUAAGAUGCCUGAGAUGAACAUCAAGGCCCCCAAGAUCUCCAUGCCUGACAUUGACUUAAACCUGAAAGGCCCCAAAGUGAAGGGUGAUGUGGACAUGUCUCUGCCCAAAGUGGAAGGUGAGAUUAAAGUUCCUGAAGUUGACAUUAAAGGCCCCAAAGUGGACAUUGAUGUUCCAGAUGUNGAUGUUCAUGGCCCAGACUGGCACCUGAAGAUGCCCAAGGUGAAAAUGCCCAAGUUCAGCAUGCCUGGCUUCAAAGGAGAGGGUCCAGAAGUGGAUGUGAACCUGCCCAAGGCUGACCUUGAUGUUUCAGGACCCAAGAUGGACAUUGAUGUUCCUGAUGUGAAUGUUGAGGGUCCAGAUAUGAAAGUAAAAGGUUCCAAAUUCAGGAUGCCUGAGAUUAACAUCAAGGCUCCCAAGAUCUCUAUGCCUGAUGUUGAUCUGGAGUUAAAAGGACCCAAAGUAAAAGGAGCCUUUGAUGGGUCUGUCCCUAAGAUUGAAGGUACUCUCAAAGGGCCGGAAGUAGAUCUGAAAGGUCCAGGUCUGGAUUUUGAAGGCCCUGAUGCUAAACUUAGUGGGCCUAACGUGAAGAUGCCAUCGCUGGAGCUAUCUGUUCCUAAAAUAACUGGGCCUGAUGCUAAUGUGCACCUUAAGACACCAAAAGUUGGAAUUUCUGCACCUAAGUUAGGAGGUGGUGAGGUAGACCUCAAGGGGCCUAAAGUUGAUAUAGAAACUCCAAGCUUAGAUGUCCACAUGGAGAGCCCAGAUAUUAAUAUUGAGGGGCCAGAUGUUAAAGUUCCGAAGUUUAAGAAACCCAAGUUUGGAUUUGGUGCAAAAAGCCCCAAAGCUGACAUCAAGACACCCACAGUUGAUGUGACUGUCCCUGAAGCAGAGCUGAGUAUUGAUUCUCCUGAAAUAAACAUUGGUGGCAAGGUCAAGAAAAGCAAGUUUAAAAUGCCUAAAAUUCACAUGAGUGGUCCUAAAGUUAAGGCCAAAAAACAGGGAUUUGAUUUGAAUAUUCCUGGAGGUGAGACUGAUGCCGGUCUCAAAGCUCCCGACGUAGACGUCAGUGUUACAGGGCCUGAUGCUGCACUCAAAACUGAAGUAAAAUCUCCCAAAGUCAAGAAAACUAUGUUUGGAAAAAUGUACUUUCCAGAUGUAGAAUUCGACAUUAAGUCACCUAAAUUUAAAGCAGAGGCUCCCCUACCUAGCCCCAAGCUGGAGGGUGAAAUCAAGGUACCAGAUGUGGAUAUUUCUUCACCAGGGAUUAAUGUGGAAGCUCCUGAUAUUCAUGUGAAGGCUCCCAAGUUCAAGGUGCCAGGCAUGGAAGCCUCAGGGCCAAAGAUAGAGGGCAACUUGAAAAGUCCCAAGGUGCAGGCAAACUUGGACACACCUGACAUCAACAUCGAAGGCCCUGAAGCUAAAAUCAAAGCACCCUCGUUUAGUAUUUCUUCUCCUCAAGUCUCCGUACCUGAUGUGAAUGUCAAUUUGAAAGGACCAAAGAUAAAGGGUGAUGUUCCCAGUGUGGGGCUGGAAGGACCUGACAUAGAUCUACAAGGUCCAGAAGGGAAAAUCAAGUUCCCUAAGUUUUCCUUGCCCAAGAUCAGUGCCCCGGGAGUGAAAAUGGAAGGUGGGAGUGCUGAGAUCCAUGCUCAGAUGCCCUCUCUUGAAGGAGGGUUGAGCACAUCAGAUAUGAAGCUUGAAGGGCCUGAUCUGUCUCUAAAAGGCCCAGGAGUAGAUUUGCCUUCGGUGGACCUCUCUAUGCCAAAAGUGUCUGGGCCUGAUCUUGACCUGAACUUGAAAGGACCAAGUUUGAAGGGAGACCUGGGUGCCUCCAGUCCCAGCAUGAAGCUUCAUGCCCCAGGUCUUGACCUCAAAGGUGUUGGUGGAAAAGUACAUAUAGGAGCAGAUGGUGUGAAAAUGUCAGGGAUUGAUGCCACAACAGCACUCAGUGUGGGGGCACCAGAUGUAACACUGAAGGGACCAAGUCUACAGGGAGAUCUGGCUGUGUCUGGAGACAUCAAAUGCCCUAAAGUAUCUGUGGCUACUCCUGAUCUUAGCUUGGAGGCCUCAGAAGGUGGUGUCAAACUUCCCCACAUGAAGCUGCCUCAGUUUGGCAUCUCCACUCCGGGAUCCGACUUGGACAUUAACAUCAAGGGGCCACAAGUUUGUGGAGAACUAAAAGGGUCAGGGAUGGAUGUGAAUCUGAAAGGGCCUCAGAUCUCAGCACCAAGCAUGGACUUUAACUUGGAAGGACCAAAAGUGAAGGGAAGCCUGGGGGCCACGGGUGAAUUAAAAGGCCCAGCGAUUGGGGGAGGUCUUCCAGGCAUCAGUAUUCAAGGCCCAGAAGGAAACCUCCAAAUGCCUGGAAUUAAGGCUUCUGGGUGUGAUGUGAAACUCUCAUCAGGGCAGAUUUCUGGUCCCGAAAUUAAAGGAGAUCUGAAAGGUUCAGGAAUAGGUCUCCAUGGGGCUGUUCCUGAUAUCAGUGUCAAGGGGCCUUCCUUUAAUGUGGCAUCUCCUGAGUCAGAUUUUGGUGUCAGCUUGAAGGGCCCCAAAGUCAAAGGAGGUGUAGAUGUUUCAGGGGGUAUCAGUGUCCCAGAUAUCAACCUGGGUGAAGGGCAUAUGAGUGUCAAAGGCUCUGGAGUUGAGUGGAAGGGACCCCAAGUCUCCUCUUCUCUAAACUUGGAUACAUCUAAGCUUGCUGGGAACCUUCAUUUCUCAGGACCAAAGAUAGAAGGAGAUGUGAAAGGGGGCCAGAUCGGACUCCAGGGCCCCGGGCUGAGUGUGUCUGGGCCUCAAGGUCACUUGGAAAGUGAAUCUGGAAAAGUAACAUUCCCCAAGAUGAAGAUCCCUAAGUUUACCUUCUCUGGCCGUGAGCUCAUUGGUAGAGAAGUAGGAGUGGAUGUCAACUUCCCUAAAGUGGAGGCCAAUGUGCAGGCUGGUGCUGGAGAAGGUGAGUGGGAAGAGUCUGAAGUAAAACUGAAAAAAUCCAAAAUCAAAAUGCCCAAGUUUACCUUUUCUAAAUCGAAAGGGAAAGGUGGUGUCACUGGCUCACCUGAAGCAUCCAUUUCUGGGUCCAAAGGGGACCUGAAGAGCUCAAAGGCCAGCUUGGGCUCUCUGGAAGGAGAAGUGGAAGCGGAAGCAUCUUCGCCCAAAGGUAAAUUCUCCCUAUUUAAAAGUAAGAAGCCAAGACAUCGCUCCAACUCCUUCAGCGAUGAGAGGGAGUUCUCAGCGCCUUCCACCCCAACGGGGACUUUGGAGUUUGCAGGUGGAGAAGUUAAAGGCAAGCAUGGAAAGCUGAAGUUUGGUACCUUUGGUGGCUUGGGAUCAAAGAGCAAAGGUCAUUACGAGGUUACUGGGAGUGACGAUGAGGCAGGCAAGUUACAGGGGAGUGGAGUGUCCUUGGCCUCGAAGAAGUCCCGACUGUCUUCCUCCUCUAGCAACGACAGUGGGACCAAGGUUGGGAUCCAGCUUCCUGAGGUAGAACUAUCAGUUUCCACAAAGAAAGAGUAGUGGGCCUUCAUGUAUGUACAUAUAUAUAUAUAUAAAACAUCAGCCUUGGGUGUGUUUGUAUAUAAACUCCAAAGAGAAACACCCCAAUAGUCUAAGCAAUAAUGCAAAGAUCUUGCCCCUGCCAGUGGCAAGUGCCGACAAACCAAGUGCCUGUAGGCUCCUGGGACUCUGCAGCUAGGUGAAGUUCUAAGCCCAUCUGGCCCACCUGCAAAGUCAACAGUAUUGCCUUAAGAUUUCAGUUGUUUUUUGGUUUCUGUUUUCUUUUCUUUUUCUUUUUCUUUUUUUUUUUUUCUUUGCAUUGAACGCUGAGAGCUCGUGUUUACUAAGCAAGCUUUUGUGUUUAUCUUCCUUAUUUUUUACUGAAUAUCUUCAGUACCUGGGUUAUUGAAACCCACUCUUUUUUCAUUGUAAUGGACUUUGGGGGCUUUUGUGAGUAAGGGAGGGUGGGAUAAAAAGUGGCAGAGGGAGCAAGGUCUUAAUUGCUCUGAAGGUUGGACCUGUGAAGCCCUGGCAUAGCCCUGAAGAGGUGGCAGCCAGUGGGUGGUUGUUUUUCCAUCUCUGUAGCAUGACCUUUUAAUCCCCAGGUGUGUUAGUCCCAGCCUAGUUUGGUGCUCAAGGUGAGAGGGGAUUUGAAUCUGUUUGCAAAUUGUCCAACCCACUAGGUCAACGUGAGGGGCUUACAUUCUGGGUUUGAUAAGAAGAGUGUUCAUUCAUGACUGCUAUGUCCUGGGAAAAGUUCCGAUUUCUUUUAACAAAUGUCAUCAUGAUUAAGGAAAUGUCUGGCACUUUAAUGGCAAAUUAAUUGAGAAUGUAUGAAAGUCAUGAAUGUACAAGCCAAAUAAAGCUCUUUAUUAACCCUGA